Messenger RNA from Cercospora beticola, 3363 nucleotides. RefSeq lists its product as uncharacterized. The record is from RefSeq and is a predicted model, not a curated record. Lineage: Eukaryota; Fungi; Ascomycota; Dothideomycetes; Mycosphaerellales; Mycosphaerellaceae.
AUGUCAAACAAGGAGGUGAGUCUGGAGGCCGUUUUGUUUAGACGCCCGCUGACCAAUGUCGAGAACCUGCCUCCCAAGAACGAAAAGCCUGGCAACGACAGGUCGACUCCUCCUGGCCACAUACCUGCGACUCUUGGUAUUGGGAAUUGGCAGCAUGCCGCCUACAGGUCGGCUCCUUUUGGGCUACUCUCCCCAAACAGCAAGCCCUCACUAGCUCGUCAGCGAGACCACUCGGCCUGUCGUCAAACAGAUUCUCCGCUUAGAGUCCGAAAGAGGGGCGAGCGCCUCAAAUACUCAAGCAUUUACGGAGAUGUCGCCCCGCCUUGUAUGCACACUUCGCUACACAACCUGGGCAAUGCUGUACUACCACCUGUACUAAGCUUCACGAGUGCCACAACUUUGGAUAGUGAGCGCAAUCUUGGAGGGGAGAAUGAGUUCAACAUGGACAAUGACCUGAGUGGAUCUACUCUGUUACCAGAAGCUCGCGGCAAUACACAGAAUACGCCCCCGCUGCAAAUUCCCAGCAAAGUAGCACGACACAAGUCGGUCAGUCGCCGGGUGCUCUCACGUGUCAAAGAAGGCAUUGCUGUGCGCUCUCGGAGCUCGAAUGGUCACAAAGCUCUGGACCAUGACAACAGCCUCAUGCGUCGGUUGUCCGGUAGGCGCAAGACUGGUAGUGAACAGCAGCGACAGCUGCAGAGCUUUGAAAUCAGUAGGGACAGCAUCGACACGGAUCCGGACGAUGAGUCCGAGUCUUUGACACCACAGCGCUCGUUCACUGGAUCCAGCAUUGCGACUAACGAGAUGAUGGUUUCUGGUGUCACACUUACACCUCCCUCGCGGUAUAUGAACCGCUCUAGAAAGACAUCACCUCGUUUCGCAUCUCCAUCUGCCAAUCAAUCAUCCCCCGUCACUGAACCAACCCCAAGGGCGAGUGCAAGGGGUGACGGAGGGCCUGAGACCUACAAAAAGCCGACCGUUCACUACGUCAGCCCGUACAUUGACAUGAACAUCUUGGUGGACACAGACGCCGUUGACAUUGGCACCUCAAAGAACAUCUGGGUGGCUGUGGAGGCCACCGUGCGUACACGGGAAGUGGAACCUUACUCCAACAACAGCACUAACAACACCAAGUGGUCCAAGAACUCGAUCGACAUGAUUGUGAUUAUCUGUUGCGAGACACUCAAAGAAUACGCCAGCACGACUCAGCAGUGUAUCGUCGAGCUUUGUUCCCGUCUUGAGCACGACGGCGAUCGUCUAGCAGUUCUGCUCGCUACUUCGCGUCAACUAAAUUCUUGCACAAUCAGCUGUACCUGCGCACAGAUCCAUCCCCUUCAAGCACCGAAAGUCUCAGCUCUACUGGAAAGACUUGGUCUAGCGCCAUCAACGGCACGAAGCGAUCUGCCGAAUGUGGUUGAAGAUCAACCCAUACAACUAGCAUUGAAAGAUAUUGCGAAGCAAGGUAUUCGUCAAAACUGCAUCCACAGCUUCGUGCUCUCAAAGUCCCCUGUUUACUUGGCGCAAGCAGUGCAGGAGUCCAUGCAGUGGCCGUCUCACACACUGAAGAUAGGACUGCAACCUUCAGAACGGCCAGUGGCAGCCACUCACGAUGUCCGUACCUGGUCACUGGAUAUUGCAGGCGAAGGAGAAAUUUCGACUCAUACUUUAGACAAUGUGUGUCGGGAUAUCAGGCAUGGAUGUCAAUAUGGGAGUAUACCCAGUCUACGACUGUGCUACAAAGCCAUGGAUCGUGCUCGAGUCGUCGAAGUUGUGGGCGACAAAGCUACCAAAGGCCUAGUAUUGGGACAACGCUGCUCGUUAUUCAUUAAGGUCUGCUUGCCUAGCAUCGAUACGCCUCCUAAUGCGGCGGCCGAGGGCGAUCAGGAUUCGCUGUUCACUGAGCUUGAAAGCAUUGUUGGGACCCUCGAGACCAACUUCUUGCAUGUCGAAGCGCGCUACCGGCACACCAUAUUUCCAACAGACAACGUCGUUACCGUGCGACAGAUUUGCAGCAUGCGACGCCCAAAGACAGAGUCUCGAUGGAGCCUCGUGACAUCAGCCGUCGCUGGCUUGUCUUCCGAACGUGUCAACGCAAAACUUGCUCGCUUUCUGAUUACGCACUACUCAGCUGCCAAAGCGCUCAAUGCUAUCUCACGCUGGGAGCUUACGAAAUCGCCAGUCGUGCAGCAGUUGUACGAUGACUUGCAAAGUAGCAUCGCACCUGCUCGCACCAACCAAGCCCGCGCGGCUCCUGGCCCAGUUGUCGUUGUCACAGAUGCAGCUCAAACCGGUACAGAUAGAUCACACGGCGAACGAACUGUCACACGGACAGCAUCCACUACGGCCCUCACUCUUCACCUUCGCCAAGACCACCUGCCCCGUUCCACGUCCACUUCUGCAAUGACGGCUUCGCGACUCAUCACAGCUCCGGAGGUGACCGGCGCGCCCAGCCAUGUCGCAUUGGAUUUGAGAGGUAGCCGUGAAGGCACACCUAGCGAUGCGAAUGAUACCGCUCACAAACUCUGGCAGCACCUCCGAAGGGACUCACUGCCAAUAGACAAGAUGCUGAUCUCUAUGUCCGGCGAGAGUCUUCACCAAUUAGAGGCCACUGAUGAGGACCUCAAAGCUCUCCGCGAAACGGCGCUUGCCAACAAACGGAGCAUCGGUGCUGAGACUUUGAAGGCCUGCAAAUGGGACGAUAAGCAGACGCACGGUACCGCUCCUUGGCUCUGAUCGCGCGUACAUAGACGCAACAUCCUGUACUAGCACCAUCGGAUACGGCAGGCAUUAAUGGAAUGCUGCAGCAAGACAUCGCAUCGCAUCGAUAGUCAUGGGCAGACCCACCGGGACAGGCAGGCGAACAGCGUACUGUAGCCGCAUCAUGUCCACUCCCGGCAUUGGAUUCCCCGACAAACAUUCACAUGGGAUUUUGAAAUUUGAAAUCCUGGCACAGCUGGGCUCAUCACUGCAUCAUGAAUAAAUUCGCCAACAUGCUAGCGAUCGAUCAAUAGAAUUCCGGAAGAUGUUCCGAGGCAAUGUUGCCGCCGCACCGAAGAUUUUCCAAGGCUUGUCUCCAUAACGUUUCAUCGAUGGAGCUUGCAUUCAGUAGGUUGUACUAGACAACCAUUUGCCCUCACCGCACUCAGUCCUCGUUCGUCGUUUCACCGACAUCACGCAUCCUCAUCUCCGUUGCAUUGCAGACAGAGUGUGACACAGCAGUCCGUAACACAGUGUCCACUCACCAAAUGCAAGGGUCGAAGACGAUUCCCGGUAAACUACAAAAUCCCGACUUCCAACUUUCUGGCUCUGCGGAUACAGUAUCGCAAGGCAUAUGCAAGGCCCACAUUCUCAAAUGAGUAACCC